GCUGUAUGCAGACGCGAGUGAUCUUGUCUCCCCAACCCUCCUUUUAGGACCCCAACUUGUAAGCUGCCGGUCGAGCCUUGUUUAUUGGGCAUCUUGACCUACCGAGCGACCGCGAUUUAUCCAUCAUCUACUUACCAAGUCAUCAAGUUCCUACAUAUCUGCACAUACGCACACUCCCUCCUCCCCUGAUCUGCGAGCCGGGCCGCUUUAUGUCACCCGCGUAUAUUUCAUAGUGUGUUUGAUAUAUCGAGGCCAAACCCGCUGAGUAAAGCGAGAAUCCUUGCUCAGUCCUUAGGUUUCCCGUUGUCUCGAUCGACAUCCCGGUCCACUCUCCGAGCUUCUACAUGCUAGUACAAGAUACAUACAUCGGUGAAGGCCCGACCCCAGACGGCACAGAAAACGCAUCUAAUUAUUAGUUUCCCUAAUAAGAAAACAUGCCCGCUGUCAAUCUCCCUCUGCAGCAGACCCACGGUACCUUAUAUAUGGUACCGGGGACCCAUCUGCGGCUCUUGUUCACCUUCUUGGGAUUCACUUCCCUCGGUGUACUACUACUAGUGUUUAAGAAAUAUAAGUCACAUUCCCCUUCCUACACUGGUCAGCUGGAUGCCAGCCCUACUACUCUUCAGAAACUUUGGAUUUCAGAGAAGUCACGCGGAAUCGUCUUCCAGAACGAGAUCAUGUCAGUGAAUCAGUCCCCAGGAGUCUCACAACUGUCCUCAGCUGGGAACUUAAGCGAAGGGGAAAAGAAACAUCAGGAUAGGUCCAAAAACCGAAAAAGCAGCGAGGGGCAUCAGGAAAACAUGACAGCUUCCGUGAGCAUAGACGCAGGCAUGCCACUGAUCCUUAAAUCUGGCCCACCGCCACCGCCGCCGCUAACACCACCUACUCUCUUGACAGGGGCUUUUAGUUUUCAGGACCGCCGGCUAAGCAUUGCAGCUUCUAGCAUGGGCGAUCUAGAUACGAGCUUCUUCCAGCAGCCGAACCCGGAUUACACAUUGUCACCCUCGCCAGAGUCUAGCACAACCGCGUUAGCCCACGGUCAAGAUUCUCCCUAUAUUCCACGGAGAAGGUCUUACACAAAGAUGUUGCCUCUCGGACCAGCGCAUACAGACUCGGAACACGAUGGGGCAUCUUUCUCUCCUAGCUCAUUCCCAUCCUCAAGCCCAAUCUUACCCCUUGCGCCACAUGAAUCGCUCGAUUCUAGGGAGAUCGAUGUCAAGGGCGAGAUUAUCUCAGUAAUGGACGAUUCGGGCGCCGGUUGGAAGCGGCAUACACGAGUAUACGGCGGAGGUGUUUGCUUAGCUUGCCUGGCUUCUGGGAGCCAGGGAGGAUUCUAUGGCGAUAAUGUUCCCCUCGAGCAUCGCCGUUAGCCAUCGGGGCCCCCGGCGAGAAAAUAUGGUCGAGUUUGAGUUCCCAACAAAAAGGAACGCCAAAGACUCGACUCGUCCUAGAAUAUCAAGGCGUGAGCGGCGUCCCGGAGGAGCCGGAGGAGUUCCGACGGUUUUUUCUUUUCGGUCGUUGGCCACGCUAGGAACUACGACGCGUCUACCCCGAGCUAGGACCGAGAUAUUCAUUCUCUAAAACUGUCUGGGCAGCAUUUCUACAUCCGAAGUGAUUUUGGCAUAUCAUUUUUCUCACUACUACUUUGGGCGGCUAUACUUUUAGGGGAGAAAAGGAUAUACCUGCUUUGCGACACUGGUUACUGGGAUUGGGGAGAACGGUAUUAUUUUACUCACGUCUGUUAUGACCAUUUCUUUGUUCUUUUCUUCCGUCCAUGUAUAUACUUCCAUGUCUCCCGACAAAUAAACUCCGCAACUCCGCGUCGUUUAGAGUCAUCAGCUUGCAACAUCUCCCACGUCGAUAAAAGUACCAU
Molecule: messenger RNA, 1873 nt
Organism: Daldinia decipiens
Lineage: Eukaryota; Fungi; Ascomycota; Sordariomycetes; Xylariales; Hypoxylaceae
Exons: 1
Coding region: 435-1370 (311 amino acids)
Source: RefSeq, a predicted model, not a curated record